GGAGCGUCCCAGCCUGCGCGGCUGCUUUCAAACAGUUAAACUUCCGGCCCCAUGUCAAUCUGCUUUACUGUCUAUCUCAGGUUUAAUAAUAGAAAAUUUCAAUUUUCCUAGAAAUUUCCAGGAGGGGGGCCUUGUGUAUUAACCAAGCAGUUAAAAGCUCGACAGAGUCGCAUGUUUUUUUGCUAGUUGGCGAUAAAGUCACGGAAAAUAUUGGAAAAAUCUCCACAUUGACUCACGCAGUACUUCCGAUAAAAUGGCCCUCGUCGCUCUCUCUCGCCGCGCCGUCGUUUCUUUCCAAAGCCCAUUCUCAGGUCAGUGCUCGCGUUUGCACUUUGGUUUUGCUACUUCAGUUUUAAGGAAUUUCUGCUCGAAAAUGGCCCUUCCAAAGGUUUUCUUCGACAUGACCGCCGACGGUCAGCCCCAGGGACGGAUUGUUAUCGAGCUCCGUCCCGAUGUGGUGCCCAAAACCGCUGAGAACUUCCGCGCCCUUUGUACUGGCGAAAAGGGGUUCGGCUACAAGGGCUCCACUUUCCACCGAGUCAUCCCCAACUUCAUGUGCCAAGGGGGCGACUUCACCGCCCACAAUGGCACCGGCGGGAAGUCCAUCUACGGCAACAAGUUCGAGGAUGAGAACUUCACCCUGAAGCACACUGGACCUGGAGUGAUGUCCAUGGCUAAUGCCGGUCCUGAUACCAAUGGAUCCCAGUUCUUCAUCACCACAGUUAAAACGUCCUGGUUAGACAAUAGGCAUGUGGUGUUUGGUUCAGUGGUGGAAGGCAUGGAUGUAGUGAAGAAAAUCGAGGCCAUGGGCUCCCAGUCAGGCAAAGCCAACAAGAAAAUCGUUGUUGCUGACUGCGGCCAAUUGUAAAUGUCCAAUUUGUAUACCGUGAAAGGAUGCACCUAUUGAGUACCUUUCCACUUUUCAAGUUCAAGUAACACCGACUUUAACCAUUCAGUUUACCGAAAUAAUCUCUAGAUCUAAUUAGGUGCAUAGUAACAAGGAUUUUCCGUUAGUUUAACAUCAGUCAAUGUGAUCUGAUUGACGCUGUUUGCGUUUUUAUUCUAGUGAUAAACGUUUGCAUUUAAUUUUUUUUACCAUUGGUUCGCGUCAAGGUGUUAAUAAAUACAACAUUAAAUUAA
Molecule: messenger RNA, 1140 nt
Organism: Dendroctonus ponderosae (mountain pine beetle)
Lineage: Eukaryota; Metazoa; Arthropoda; Insecta; Coleoptera; Curculionidae
Product: peptidyl-prolyl cis-trans isomerase
Exons: 3
Coding region: 254-868 (204 amino acids)
Biological process (GO): protein folding; protein peptidyl-prolyl isomerization
Cellular component (GO): intracellular membrane-bounded organelle
Molecular function (GO): peptidyl-prolyl cis-trans isomerase activity
Source: RefSeq, a predicted model, not a curated record